Molecule: messenger RNA, 1315 nt
Organism: Phytomonas sp. EM1
Lineage: Eukaryota; Euglenozoa; Kinetoplastea; Trypanosomatida; Trypanosomatidae
Source: the annotation of a GenBank genome assembly
AUGUCAGUGGAAGUUAUCGGAGACACCAGUGCAGCCGCGAAGGCUCUUAAAAAGGUGCACGUGCGCGUACCGGCCACCACUGCUAACCUCGGACCGGCCUAUGAUACCCUGGGUAUGGCAAUUUCCAUAUUUAUGGACCUUUUCGUCGAGGUGGCCGACGCGUUCUCGUUCACAAUGGAAGGGGAAGGCGAAGAACAUAUCAGUCGAGGUCUCGACAAUAUGCUUGUCAAGGCGUGUGAGCUCGCCUUCACGGAGUACGGCAAGCGCCCGAUGCCACCCCUCAAGUUUCAUGUGGUGAAUCGUAUCCCGUACUGCUGUGGAUGUGGAUCGUCGUCGGCAGCCGCGGUUGCUGGCUUCGUGUCUGGAUUGCAUCUUUGCGGUAUUUCUAUGGCCACUUACAAACAAGAGGAGUUGCUAUCCGUGAUCACACGUAUAGAAGGACAUCCUGACAACGCCGCCCCUGCCAUCUACGGUGGCCUUCGUCUUAGCUUCACGGAUAUCAAUAAGCAAGUAGGCUCUCAUAGCGUGCCGGUGCCUCCAAAUAUUUCUCUCGUUCUCUUUAUCCCCAACAAGCUCAUGAAGGCCAACACACACACCGCUCGUGGUCUGAUCCCCACACAGGUACCCCUGGAGGAUGCAGUUCACAACGUUUCCAGAGCCUCCUUACUGAUCCUAGCGCUUACUUCAGGGCGGUUGCGCAUACUGAAGGACUGCUCGGAUCGUUUACACGAGCGUCAGCGUGCUGAUAAGCUCUACCCUCACUACUUCCCAUGCGUUAAGGCCUCCCAAGCGGCAGGCGCCGAAUACACCUUUCUCUCCGGGGCUGGUCCUACCGUAUGCGCGAUGGUGAGUGGAAGACGUGGCGAUAUUCUCAUGCAGCCUCCAGAAGAGCGGCGGGCCGAAGAUGUGGCGGAGGCUAUGGUGAAAGCGGCUGCUGACUCUGGGGUUCCGGGGCGUGCGAUUAUCACACGCGUUUCAGACGUCGGUGCCCAUUUUGUGGGUUUGAAGGAGCUAAAAGAAAAUAUACAGUGCAUAAAUGGUUGAAACUCAAUUUCUCUCCUUUUAUUGAGGAAUCUCAUACCUAAUCCAAUGAAUUCUUUUACUCGUAAGUAGUUAUUUUGCUUUCUUAAAAGAAGCGGGAAUAUGUUGUAUUAAGUAGGUCAGCCUGCUUCUUAAAGAAAUUUUGCUUAGAAACAUCUAUUUUUUUUACACAUAUUUUUGCAGAUAAUCGUAAAUGCUACAGUAUAUAAUCAUAUAAUUCUUUGAGAAUAUCUUCAGUUCUAAAUAUGAUAAUCUUUUGUUGAAAGGUGAAGGU